AUGGUUAAGCAACGACACUCUCUUACCGAUCUAGCCAGACACGUCCAUGCCAGGUGCGACGUUGAUACUCCCCAUAACUCGCUGUCUCUCGAGAGCGACCAUGGUGGGCCAAAUGGAUUCCGGGAGUACAUCAUCCUUUUCACAUUUCCGGAAGGAUACAGGUUCAUCUUUGGAGAGACAUACGGUCUUUCGCAGGGUCUCACCAGCAUCACCUGGGCCGGUAUAUUUGUCGGCAUGGGUCUGACGUGCCUGAUUGUUUCCACUGUCUAUACUCGGACCCGCGCCGAACACAAACGCACGAAUCGGAUCGGUCCUCCCCGAAUCCAGUCUGUGGUAUGUGAUGCUGGGUUGGGGGGGAGGGUGGGCUGGCUCCAGCUGUCCCAGUGGGCUUGUUCUGGAUGGGCUGGACCAGCUAUCAUCUGGUCUCCGCUGAUCACAUCCGCUUUCGUGGGUUUCGGGAUGACCACUAUCUUCACCAGCGACUAUCUAGAUGUCAUUGACUCAUAUGGCAUGUAUUCAGCUUCCGCCUUGGGCUUCGUGGCAUUCACUCAAUAUCUAUUGUCCGGUGGCGUUAUGAUUUCUGGCAGCACCAUUUAUGAGCGGCAUGGGGUGCAUUAUACCCUGACCGUCGUCGGCGCCAUUUGUGCUGCCAUGGCCUUUAUUCCAUAUAUGUUCUACUUUUACGGGGCGAGAAUUCGGCAGUUCAGCAAACAUGCUGCUAAUAAAGUUUGA
This is a messenger RNA of Penicillium argentinense, 732 nucleotides long. RefSeq names its product MFS transporter. The coding region runs from base 1 to 732 and encodes 243 amino acids. Gene Ontology annotation, biological process: transmembrane transport. The transcript has 2 exons. Gene Ontology annotation, molecular function: transmembrane transporter activity. Lineage: Eukaryota; Fungi; Ascomycota; Eurotiomycetes; Eurotiales; Aspergillaceae. The record is from RefSeq and is a predicted model, not a curated record.